Messenger RNA from Arachis ipaensis, 5680 nucleotides. NCBI's taxonomy places the organism in Eukaryota, Viridiplantae, Streptophyta, Magnoliopsida, Fabales, Fabaceae. The record is from RefSeq and is a predicted model, not a curated record.
AAUCAUCAAAUAAAAAUUACUAUUUUUUCCUUUAAAUAUAACUUAUUCGCACAUCUGCUACUACAGAAAAGAACAUGCCAAGGUGCUUUCGUGUCUGGAAAUUAUUACAUCUUUUAAUCCCACGCUUUCUUUUCCCAUCCAUCAUAUAUGGUUUAUUUUUAAGAACAUCUUGUAGCUUUGCAUAUUUGACUUAAAAAAAAAAAAAAAAAUUCUUUCGUCUUUGUUAUCUCACUCGAUUAGCAUAACUUCUUGUUCUCUCUCGAGUUUUUCGCUUGGAAGAUAGUGAUGAAGAAAUAAAGGCAAAUCAUCCCAAUCGAUAUACAAAGGGCUGAAGCUUCAAAAUACUUUUGAGUAUUUAAAAAGGCGAAGAAAAUGUGAGGAAGAGAUGCAACUGGAAGAAGGGGGAAAAUGUAGAAACAACAAUGGAGUUAGCUGCUGAACAAUAAGAAUUGCCUCAUUACUGUUAGCAAUUUGUUUUGGUCUCAAGGUGAGGAUAGUUCACUCGCAUCUUGUCUUCUAGCUCCCAGGUAUGCCCAGCUUCAGCGUUGCGUCCCCACGCUACCUUGACCAAUGGAGUUAGCUGCUGAACAAUAAGAAUUGCCUCAUUACUGUUAGCAAUUUGUUUUGGUCUCAAGGAUGAAGAUAUAUUUCUAGAGAAUCGAAAAGAAUGGGGAACGUUGUGGAAGCGAGUUUUCGACAAAUUGAUUACAUUAUCAAUUACGAAGCCCAUGUUCAGGAACUAAACCAGCUGGUUGAGAAUUUUGAAAACAAUGAGCAAACGGUGAAGCGCCUCGUUCGUGUUGCAAAAAAUAAUGCAGAAGAUAUUUUACCUGCUGUUGAGCACCGGCUUGACAGGGUGAAAGCAAAGAUACAAGAAAAUGAAGUGUUUCGUGAUUCUAAAACCUUCUUCUCCAAGACAAGGUGGGAGGGUCUUCUCCCUUUCUUCUGGUACCGGCGUCAACUAGGCAGGGGAGCAAAGAUAUUGGCACUAGAAAUCCAGUCACUGAUUUCAGAGUAUGGCACAUCUACAAACAUUUCUAUUGGAAGAGCUCCAAGCUUUAGCGAAAGCAAUCUAUCUCACGUCGGCUAUAUCCAAUUCAAAUCAAGAAAUGAUAUAGUCCGGGAGAUCAUAAAGCAAUUAAAAGAUCCCACGGUGAGAAUGGUUGGUCUGCACGGGCCUAGCGGUGUGGGCAAGACUUCUCUCGUCAAACAAAUUGGCCAGCAAGCUGAGUUCGAAAGGGUGGCGAUGGCAAUCGUUAAAAAAGAUCCGGACUAUCAGAAGGUUCAGCAAGACAUAGCCCAUUGUUUAGGCUUGACUUUUGAAAAUAAUGAAGGUGAGAAUGGACGAACAACUCGUUUGAGAAAGGUGUUGAAGAAGGAGAAUGCCCUCGUGAUCCUGGAUGACCUCUGGGAUGAACUGGAUUUGAAUAAGAUAGGGAUUCCACUUGAUGAUGACGAUGUUGCAAGCCACGUGAAUGUCAAAGAUAACAGUCGCAAACAGGGGGAAAAUGAAGAUUCUCCUGGUGGCACCAUCAAGGGAUGCAAAGUUUUGGUUACUUCAAGACACCAAGAAGUGUUGCGCCAUAAAAUGAAUGUUAAAGAAAAAUUAACCUUCCGUGUCCAGGAGUUAGACGUUGCAGAAACUCUAAAAUUGUUCAAGAAGGUGGUUGGAAUGUCUAUUGAGAAUCCCAAGUUCAAGCCAGAAACUCUUAAGAAGUAUUGUGCAGGGUUACCCAUGGCAGUAAUUAUAGUCGGAAAGUCCUUAAUGUGUAAAAACAAGUCAGAGUGGGAAGGCGAACUAGAAAGACUCAAAAAGAAUGAAGUGCAGAAGUUCAUGGAGAAUCAUGUGAAGAUGCGUUACGAUAGUAUCGAAAGUGAGGAGCUCAAGUCAACUUUCCUAAUGUGUGCUCAGAUGGGUCAUCAAUCAAUAAUUACUGACUUGGUGAAGUACUGCUAUGGUUUGGGCAUACUUAAAGAUGUCUAUACACUGAAGGAUGCCCGCACGAGCAUAACCGAGUCAAUCCAGAAGCUGAGAGAUUUUGGCUUGUUGGAUGGUCAUUCCAACGACAAUUUUAGUAUGCAUGAUAUAAUUCGAGAUACUGCCCUAUCAAUAGCGUGCAAGAACGAAAAUGUAUUUAUCCUGAGAAAUAAAAUACUGGACAUCUGGCCUCACAAGGAACAACUUGAGAGGUGCACUGCAAUUUAUCUACACAAGUGCCAUAUUGUGGAUGGGCUCCCAGAAGUUGUUAAUUGUCCUCGGCUUACAUUUAUCCAUAUUGACAGUGAUGAUUCAACCUUGAAAAUACCCGACGAUUUUUUGAAGGAAUGGAAGAACUCAGAAAUGCUUUGCUUGGAGAAAUGCACUCUUGGUGACUUGUCAAUUUUAAAUCAUUUGAGAAAGUUAAGAAUUCUUAGCCUUUCAGGAUCUAGAAUUGAAGAUUGGCCGACAAUGUUGGAGGGCAUAAGCAAGUUGCAGUUGCUAGACAUUAGUGAUUGCAUAAUGAGCAACUUGACUCAUCCUCUAUCUUUAUCAAGCUUCACUAGUUUGGAGGAAUUGUAUAUAAGAAGCAGCUUGCCUAAAAUGGAGGUGGAAGGACAGACAAAUCAGUGUCAAAUUUCAAUUCUUUCUGAGCUGAAACAUUUGCAUCAAUUGAAUACUAUAGAUGUUUGUAUCCCUAGUGCUGAAUUUUUGCCACCAGACUUGUUCUUUCACGAGUUAAAUGAUUACAAGAUUGUGAUUGGAGACUUUAAGACAAUUUCAAUCGGGGAUUUCAAGAUGCCCAAUAAAUAUGAAGCUUCAAGGUCUUUGGCACUGCAGCUAGAAUCUGGCCUGGAUAUUCACUCCCUUAAAGGAGUCAAAUUGCUAUUCAAAGGAGUGGAGAAUUUGCUAUUGGGAGAGCUGCAUGGAGUUGAAAAUGUAUUUUAUGAGCUGAAUCUAAAUGGAUUUCCAGUUCUGAAACAUUUUUCAAUCGUAAAUAACAAAGACAUUGAAUUUAUUGUGAAAAACUCAAUAGAGCUGCUGUCACUACCUCAGGAUGCUUUUUCCAAUUUAGAGUUUCUCGGCCUCUUUAACCUAAAGAACAUCAAGGAGAUCAUAUGUUGCAGUCCUACUACGAAUUCUUCAUUCUCUAGACUAAAGACAGUCAAAGUGAAUAUGUGCCCUCAAUUGAAAAACAUAUUCUUCUUUACCAUUGUUAAAUUUCUUACUAGUCUAGAAACAAUUGAUAUCUCUGAAUGUGAUUCUUUACAAGCAGUUAUUGGUGAGGAAGAUGAAAAAUCCAACAAGGUUGUACUUCAUAAGUUAUGUUCCUUGACACUACAAAAUUUACCAUCAUUUGUGAGCUUUUACAACAAAGCCAACAUGCCCUUGGUAUCUCAAUUUAUGGAAAAGCAAGCAAGAAUUGAUGACCCAGGAAUUGUCCUGGCAGAGGAUGAGAAUGAGCAAAGUGCCACAACUUCCUUUUCUCUCUUUCAUGAAAACGUUGAAAUUCCAAACUUUGGGAGCUUGAAGUUGUUCUCAAUCAAGAUUCACAGGAUAUGGAGUGAUCAACUUUCAAAUGAUUGGUUUCAGAACUUGAUAAAAUUAACUCUGGCAGACUGUUGUAACUUGACAUAUUUAUGCUCAUUGUCUGUGGCUCGCAAUCUCAAUGAACUGAAAAGCAUCUCCAUAAGUAAGUGUUCACUAAUGGAGAAGUUAUUCAUCAUCGAAGGAAAUAACAAUGAGCAUUCAAAGGUUGGUAUCUUUCCUAAGUUGGAGGAAAUCCAGCUGAGCCAAAUGGAGAUGUUAAAGGACAUAUGGCCACGUCAAGACGAAGUCAAUGCGGAUUCAUUUCCUAGACUCAUUUCUGUCGGUAUUUCUGAAUGCAAUAAGCUUGACAAGAUUUUCCCUGAUCACACGAAGUGCUGGUACUUGCAUUUGGAAAUUUUAAAGGUUCAUCGGUGUGAGUCGGUGGAAUUCAUUUUCGAAAGUAGAAGUCCUCCGCAACAAAAUGACACAAAAUCUGCAUCUGCAUUAUUGGAGAUUAUUGAUUUGCAUCAUCUCCAAUAUCUGAAGGAAGUGUGGAAUAUAGAUCUAGAAGGAGCUAUUAACUUCCCAAAUUUGCAGACUAUACGGAUUUCUUCAUGUCACCAAUUGAGAAAUGUGUUGCCAGCUUCUAUAACAAAGGAUCUUGGAAAACUAGAAAACUUUUCCAUAAGCUUGUGUCGUAAUUUGGAGGAAAUCAUUGCAUGGGAUGCAGGAUCAGAAACAAGCAAUGAACCACCAUUGAAGUUUCCUGAAGUAAUCUCCUUGUCAUUAAGUGACUUAGCAAGCAUCCAAUGUUUCUAUAAAGGGAGACAUAUUGUAGAGUGUCCAAAAUUGAGGCAACUGAGAAUGGAAGAAUGUCCAAAGCUGAAAAUAUUCACAACAGAAAGUGCCAACGAAGAAGGAAGAGUAUUGUUAUCCACUGAAAAGGUAACGUCCAAGUUGGAGCAUCUGAGUAUUGACUCUAAAGGAGUAGAGUGGUUAAUGAGCAACACAGGCAAGUACCGCUUUACCUCUUUGAAACAACUUUACUUGACGGAUUGGCAGAGUGAUAAUGACGAGACUCUAUACUGCUUCCUCCACACCAUUCCUAAUCUACAAAUCUUUGAAUUGGGUGAUGAUUCUAACAUUAGAGAGUUCGUGCCAAGUGGAAACACCGCACCGAAGCAAAGAUUGGGAACCGUAUUGCUACUUAAGGAAUUAACUUUGUGGGCACCAGUGAUGGAGGAUAUUGGAUUUGAAAGAGAUCCUGCUCUUCAGAGAUCACUGCACCGCUUGGUCUUAAAUUUCUGCAAUAAAUUGAGGAGAUUGGCACAUUCUUCGGUGUCCUUCACUCACUUGACAUACUUGCAAGUAUCUUAUUGUGCUGAAUUGAAAACUCUAAUGACAUGCUCAACAGCAAAGAGCUUGGUUCAACUCACCACCUUGAAGGUAUACAGUUGUAAUAAAUUAAAUGAAAUAGUUACCAAGGAUGAGCAAGAAAAUGAGGAGGGGAUUAAAAUUGUCUUUGCCAAGUUGAUAACUAUACAACUUGAAGGACUAAGCAACCUCACAAGUUUCUGUAGCAACUCGAAUUGUGAGUUUUCGGUGCCAUUGUUGGAAAAAUUGACUCUCACAGAAUGUCCCAAGAUGAAAACGUUCACCGCAAAGCACACAACAGCGCCCAAGCUACAAAGUGUACUUGCCCGUGAAACAUAUGAUGAGGAAGAAAAAGGGUAUUGGAAAGGAAACCUGAAUGCCACCAUUCAAAUGCUGUUUGCAGAUAAGGUUUUGCUAUUGGGCCGCAAAGAAAAGAAAAAAAUUGCAAGUCCAUUUGUGUUAAAGAAAAACACAUUCAGCCUUGGGUCAAGUUGAAUUAAUUAUUGUGGCUGAAGCAAGGUUUUGUUAAUUGGGCCAAUAUAUUAUUGAAACUAGCCCAUUUUAAAUCUUUGCUUCCAAGACCAAAGCUUGGUCCGAAACCAAGUAUGAGAGAAAGCAAAUGUUUUGCUUCAUGCUUCCAACGGAUCUCCUUUUUAUCAUGUGAUAGAAUUCAAAUUUUAUCAAGUAAAGUUAAUGCAGACCUUGGAACAAUGAGAGAGAAAUUUUAAUUGAUUAGAUUGAUGGCCUUAAUGAGGCACGCUACUCAGCAAAAGGGAAGCAAAAUUAAUUCAGCUUUAA